AUGGUCAAUGCAUGGUUUGCUGAGAGAGUUCACACCAUCCCUGUGUGCAAGGAAGGCGUCAGAGGCCACACGGAAGCUUGCUCUUGCCCCUCGCAGCAGAGUCCCUGUGCAGAAAGCAGCGUCCCUGGAACACCAACCAGGAAAAUCUCCGCCUCCGAAUUUGAUCGGCCUCUUAGACCCAUUGUCGUCAAGGAUUCUGAGGGAACUGUGAGCUUCCUCUCUGACUCAGAAAAGAAGGAACAGAUGCCUCUAACCCCCCCAAGGUUUGAUAAUGAUGAAGGGGACCAGUGCUCAAGACUCUUGGAAUUAGUGAAAGAUAUUUCUAGUCACUUGGAUGUCACAGCCUUAUGUCACAAAAUUUUCUUGCACAUCCAUGGACUCAUCUCCACUGACCGCUAUUCCCUGUUCCUUGUCUGUGAGGACAGCUCCAACGACAAGUUUCUUAUCAGCCGCCUCUUUGAUGUUGCAGAAGGUUCAACACUGGAAGAAGCUUCAAAUAACUGUAUCCGCUUAGAGUGGAACAAAGGCAUCGUGGGACAUGUGGCUGCUCUUGGUGAGCCCUUGAACAUCAAAGAUGCAUAUGAGGUACUCAAGGGAUUGGGUGAUGCCCACUGCGUUGAUGAAGAUCUUCUUUACUCAUUCUCGUGA
Molecule: messenger RNA, 648 nt
Organism: Hippopotamus amphibius kiboko
Lineage: Eukaryota; Metazoa; Chordata; Mammalia; Artiodactyla; Hippopotamidae
Product: cGMP-specific 3',5'-cyclic phosphodiesterase-like
Exons: 2
Coding region: 1-648 (215 amino acids)
Source: RefSeq, a predicted model, not a curated record